Molecule: messenger RNA, 1478 nt
Organism: Ylistrum balloti
Lineage: Eukaryota; Metazoa; Mollusca; Bivalvia; Pectinida; Pectinidae
Product: tetratricopeptide repeat protein 1-like
Exons: 5
Coding region: 113-1294 (393 amino acids)
Molecular function (GO): protein binding
Source: RefSeq, a predicted model, not a curated record
AAGUUCUAGGAUGACGAUCCUGUUUGUUUGCUGUUGUUGACUGGAUCAUGGCAGCCUGCUGUUUAAAAUGACUUAUUAAUUUAUAUUUGUUAACCGUAAUCAACGUAUAAAGAUGUCGAAUCCUGUUGAAGAAGUCGGUACUGUGGUUCGUCAAGUGGAAAGGGAGUCCGAUGUCAGUGAUGACGAAUCGUCGUUGUCUGACGUUAAAUUGGAGGAACAGUUUCACGAUUCUUUCGAUACGGUAGUUUGCUCUGGUGUUCAGGAAACAGAUGGAUACAAUACAAAGACUACAACAACAUUGCACCAUUUAUGCGAGAAGGAAGCGGAUGGAAAAUACGUUGAUUUGAGACAUUCCCGAACAGAUAGAAAAUCUGUACAGGUGGAGGACAAUGACGAUAUAGAGAAACGUGGCAUUCAAGUCACAGAUAACAAUGAUAUGGACGACAUAACUGCCAGCUUCUCAGAUAUCAACACAAAUGGAUCAUUUGAUAUAACUAGUCAAAUAUUGUCUUCACAAAAAGAAACUGAUGCAUCAAAUGAUGUUGAUAUGAAUGAGUUUGAUUUCUGUGAUGAACUUUCAAAAGACAGCCGGAAUGCAUUAAACACAGAAGUGAACGUAGAUAAAGGUCUUGAAAAUGAAGAUUCUGACAGUGAAGAAGAUGAGAACUAUGAAUCAGCGGAAGAAGGCGAGGCUAAUGAAGAGGAGUUAAAGCAACUGGAAGAAAAAUUGACAGAGGAAGAAAAGGGGGAAAAACAUAAGGAAGCACAGUGCUGUAAAGAAGAAGGAAACAAAUUGUUUAAGGAUCAAAGCUACAAGGAAGCGAUACGUUGCUACACAAGAGCCCUUCAUAUAUGUCCGCUGAGCUUUCCAAAAGACAGAGCUAUAAUGUUUUCCAAUAGAGCUGUCUGUAAAGUUAAACUGGAUCACAAGGAGGAUGCUAUCAAAGACUGCAGUCGUGCCCUAAAUCUCCACCCACACUACCUGAAGGCUUUGCUGAGGCGUGCUGAACUGUACGAAGGAGAGGAUAAAUUAGACGAGGCUCUAGUUGACUACCAGAAAGUGCUGGAACUUGACCCUGGUCAACACUUAGCCAGAGUUGCCUGUAUGAGAUUGCCAGAUCAAAUAAAGGAAAGGAAUGAGAAAAUGAAAGCAGAAAUGAUGGGUAAGCUGAAGGAUCUUGGAAACAUGAUACUGAAACCCUUCGGCUUGUCUACUGAUAAUUUCCAGCUGAACCAGGACCCAAACACUGGUGGAUACUCUGUAAAUUUUGCACAGAAUGCCAAUAAACAGUAAUCCCUACAACAAGAAAAUAUCACUGGAAAGUGUUGUAUUGUGUAUCAUGUAGUAUUAGCAUUAAUUCCAGUCAACAUCAUUCACUGUAUAAGACAUUGUAGUUGUGUUAUCAGUAAGAUAUUGGUUGAUUUUUAUCACUGUAUCCACAUCAGUUUGUGUAAUAAAAUAUCAUAAAAUACAUGAA